GAGGAAGCUCUAAUAUUCAGUCUGGGUUGGUGAGAAGAAGAGACAGAGGAGCUUUCACUUGUGCACCAGCCAGAAAGAAAGAUGGAGCCAGCUAAACUCUCCACAGAAACAGCUAACCAAGUUAUCACAUGUCGAGCAGCUGUUGCCUGGAAAGCCAAUGCUCCUUUGUCCAUUGAGAAGGUUGAAGUUGAUCCACCAAAGACUGGGGAGGUUCGAAUUAAGAUUAUAUCCUCUGGCGUCUGUGGUACUGAUAACCACAUCCUGGAAGGAAAAAACGAAAUCCCAUUUCCUAUAAUCUUGGGCCACGAGGGGGCUGGAAUUGUAGAGAGCAUUGGAAAAGGCGUAACCACUGUGAAACCAGGAGACAAAGUCUUAAUGUUCCCUCUUCCAGAGUGCAGAGAAUGCGACUCUUGCCUGAACCCCAAGGGCAACCUCUGCUUGAAGGGAGAUGUUCUCUCUCCAACUGGAUUAAUGUUAGAUGGAACCAGCAGAUUUACCUGCAGGGGAAAGAAGAUUUAUCAUCUUUAUCGUACAAGCACAUUCACUGAAUAUACUGUUGUGCAUGAAAUAGCAGUGGGGAAAAUCGAUGCUGCUGCUCCUUUGGAUAAAGUCUGUAUCAUGAGCUGUGAGGUGCCUACAAGCUUUGGAGCUGUGUUUAACACUGCAAAGGUCACUCCAGGUUCCACCUGUGUGGUCUUUGGACUUGGAGGAAUUGGUUCAGCCAUUGUGAUGGCCUGCAAAGCCUCUGGUGCUUCCAGGAUCAUUGGGGUUGACAUCAAUGAGCAGAAGUUUCCUCGGGCGAGAGCUUUAGGAGUCACUGACUGUCUCAACCCUCGGAACCUCAAGAAGCCUGUCCAGGAGGUGGUGAUGGAAAUGACAGGUGUUGGUGUUGACUUUGCCUUUGAGGCCAUUGGACUCAUUGAUACCAUGGUUGCAGCUUUGGAAUCAUGCAAUCUGAGCUAUGGAGUGUGUGUGAUCGUUGGAGCAGCACCCUCAAAUUCAAAACUCUCCUUUGACCCCAUGCUGAUUCUCUCUGGGAGAACCCUGAAAGGUGGCAUUCUGGGAGUGUAUAAAACCAGAGACUGUAUUCCAAAACUGGUUACUGACUACCUACAAAACAAAAUCAAUAUAGACCCACUUAUAACCCAUAAGUUGCCUUUUGAAAGAAUCAAUGAGGCAUUUAAAUUGCUCCAGAAUGGACCUUGCAUCCGUUGUGUCCUCUUGUUUUGAGACCCCAGAGGAUGAAAAUGGAGAAAAUGGAGCACAAGUAUCCUCAGCAAUGCUUUUUUUUUUUUUUGCCUUUCCCACCUCCUUGACAAUUUAAUUAUAGUACAGAAAGCCCAAAAUUAAAGCUAGCACUGUGGCGCAGAGGGUUAAGCUUCCAUCUGCAGUACUGGCAUCCCAUAUGCUUCACUUUAAAUCCAGCUCCCUACUAACGCACCUGGCAAAGCAAUGGAAGAUUGCUUGGGAUUCUGCACUCAUGUGGGAGAUCUAGAUGAAGUUCCUGGCUCCUGGCUUUGACCUGGCCCAGCCCUGGUCAUUGUGCGAUUUGUGGAGUUAACCAGCAGAUGGAAGAUCUCUCUCUCUAUCUCUCUCUCUCUCUGUUUCUCCCUCUCGGUAACUCUGACUUUCAAAUAAAUAAAUAAAUGAAAAAAAAAAA
Oryctolagus cuniculus (rabbit) is the source of this 1660-nucleotide messenger RNA. RefSeq names its product alcohol dehydrogenase 1. Gene Ontology annotation, biological process: retinol metabolic process; retinoic acid metabolic process. The record is from RefSeq and is a predicted model, not a curated record. Lineage: Eukaryota; Metazoa; Chordata; Mammalia; Lagomorpha; Leporidae. Gene Ontology annotation, cellular component: cytosol. Gene Ontology annotation, molecular function: all-trans-retinol dehydrogenase (NAD+) activity; zinc ion binding.